Molecule: messenger RNA, 1224 nt
Organism: Hyaloperonospora brassicae
Lineage: Eukaryota; Oomycota; Peronosporomycetes; Peronosporales; Peronosporaceae
Source: the annotation of a GenBank genome assembly
AUGCGUCCAUCCGUCUCCCUUCUCCUGUGCACGACCGUCUACUUCGCGAGUGUGCAUUCGGAGGCGCCAGACUCGACACCCACUGCCUCUACUCGGCCUGGUUCGCUGAAUAUAACUCGACCCACUUCCAGCAGGCGCAUUCCGUCCUCCACGGCCGGGCAAGCUGAAGAACGAUCGCCCUUCGUUGAACGUGUUCUUAAGUUGAUUCGACCGAUCCGUCUUGUAGACAGCCAAGCCAUUCAUCUGGAAUCGUUACGCGAGAUGACGCCUAUGGAGGAUGCGUUUAUGCAACUUUGCCUCAACGAGCGCGGCAAGAGUCUUUUUCAGGAACCCAAGUUCCUUGUCUGGGCCGCGCAUCUGAACGAUUUCAACUCUAAGUUUCCUGAUAAGAAGGAAUCAAUACUGCUGAUUUUGACGCAGCACUACAAUCCAGACGAUCUGGCAAAGAUGAUUGAAGAGGCGAAGAUGGUUGAAGUGGCGAAACGUCAGUCUCGACACGAGCCUCAAGUCAAGAAGUCUCCAGCCGAAAUCCUUUUCACCAAUCUUCAGAAGAAGCAGAUGAAACAGUGGAAGGCAGCCGGCAUCAGCGAAGGUGCAAUCUUUGGUAUGUUCAAGCUCCACGUGGCCGACCAUGUGAACCAUCUUACAUUCCGCAUUUGGCUUCGGUACGCCAGUAGACAUUGUUUGUUAACGAAAGAGGAACUCUUUGAGGUUCUUUGCCGCCGCUAUUUUGACGAGACGCUCUCGUGGCUACUGGCAGCGGCGAAACAAGACGAAUUCACCAGUAGGUUGGCCAACGAUCUGCAAACGAUGUUAACUGACCGAUGGCUGGAGAAACGUGUGCCUCCUCAAGACGUGUUCAAGCUGCUCAUGCUGGACACUGAUGUGGCGAAAGUUUACGACCACCCAGAGCGAAGGACUUGGGAGGUGUACGCACGUAAUUAUCACCAAUAUCUUGGCUCGGAAUACAAGGCAUGGGUCGAUGUGCUCAAGUCAUGCUAUGGGGAGGAGGCUCUGUCAUCGAUGAUCGUCCAACUGAUACGUGGGGAAAGUGAGGAGGGUAAGGAGUGGGCAAGGCAGUUACAGGCUGUACUGGUUUAUCAAUGGUUCGUUGAGAAGAAAACACCGAAGUUCGUACAUGACAAGUUGGAGGUAGAAGGGCUGGUUAAUUUUUACGCGAUUGAGGAAUUGGUGGCCAAGGCCUGGAGUAGGAAACAUUCAUAG